Molecule: messenger RNA, 1596 nt
Organism: Brienomyrus brachyistius
Lineage: Eukaryota; Metazoa; Chordata; Actinopteri; Osteoglossiformes; Mormyridae
Product: SLAM family member 5-like
Exons: 4
Coding region: 24-749 (241 amino acids)
Source: RefSeq, a predicted model, not a curated record
GUCUGAUAUCUGUCCACGCUGAGAUGCAGCAGGUGCAAGGCAUUGUGGGAGGGGGUUUCACUUUUCCUGCCUCAGUUCUUUCUGUUGGUUCCCUGUUGUAUGGGAAUAUCGGGAAUGUGGCCAUGGUGCUGUCAGGGAGCAGUAAAACAGACCUAACUGAGGAAUUCAGAGGCAGACUGUGGUGGGACAGUAAGACGGGACUCUUCACCAUCACCGACCUGCAGAUCCAGGACUCUGGCCAGUAUAGAGUGGAUAACAGUGAUGGAGUGAAGACAGUUACAGCAUAUCAGCUGACUGUAUACAAUCGCGUGUCUGAACCCAGACUGUCAGCCAGUGGGAGCUGCUGGGUUCUGUGUUCUGUGGAGAAUGGGAGAGACGUCACCCUGUCCUGGUACAGAGGGACCGAGACACUGAACCAAACCAGCAGCCCUGACCUCAGCACCAGCCUGUCCCUCCCCCUGGAGGUAGAACACAGAUACACCUAUUACUGUGAAGCGAAGAACCCAGCCAGCUCACAGAACCUCACACUGGAGAUACCAGCAAACUGCAGCAAAACCUCAGGUGACGACAUUCCCUCCCCCAGGAGUUUUCUAGCCCAUGUACCUGUGGGAUGUUGUUUUGUACUUAUUAUCUACAUCAGCAUCACUGUCAUCUACCUGAAGAAGAAAACAAGGGCUGUUAAUCACUCUGUUCUGCAGGAAGGCAGGGACCAGGACACACUGAGCGUGGAGAAAGAACAACAGAUCUGAAUGGCUCUGUAUGCACCUGUGUGAUUUACUCCUGCUAACACAGACACCCGUCACAGAGCAAAUCAAGAGGAAGUUUGCAAAAACGCCACUGAGCUACUUCAUCAACAGUGAUAUAUGUAUACUGGCCACUAGAUGGCAGCAUGCAAGAGCUCCUCUCUCUCUGACACUCCCACACACUCUCUCCCUCCCUCUGCUGUUUUCCUUUGCUGUCUUUCUCCACUUUCUGUCCAGCUGUCCUCACACACAGCCUGUAGUGACCCUCCUUUCAGUUCUGAGCUUAACGGCUGUCAGCUUCACUCUCUUUGAUUUUACUGUUUGUCAAUAUUGCUGAGCUGUAAGACGUGACGUCCAGCCAAAGUGAGACCAUUACUGUGAGUGUAAAAUAAAAACUUCCAUCUCUUGCAGUAACACAGUUGUAAUAGUGCAGGACUUUUACUGAGUUUAAGCUGUGCUGCUUUGCUAGUUAACGUGACUUAAGCAUUAUCCAGUUUUGGACUUUAAUUGCCAUUUAUCAAAGCUGCUGGCAGCUAUCAGCUAUCACGUGCACCACAGGGACAUCAAGCAGCUAUACAAAAGCUUCAGGUUAUAAUGGAUAAAGUUGAAAAACUUUUUAUAAAGUUUCUUUUUAGAGUGAUAUGUAAACAGGAGGUCUCCAGCAGUCCCAGUUGGGGGUUUACCCUGGAUGUUAUGCCAGUCAAUUGCAGAGCACACACCCUUAUACACUGCAGGCAGCUUACAGAUGUCAGGUAUUGCAAAUGCGUGACUUUGGUCUGAGGGAGGAAACUGAGGAACUUAAAGGGAAACUGCUCAGCACAGACAGAAUAUGCAGCCCCCCCCCACACACACA